Molecule: messenger RNA, 2844 nt
Organism: Eublepharis macularius
Lineage: Eukaryota; Metazoa; Chordata; Lepidosauria; Squamata; Eublepharidae
Gene: SIX4
Product: SIX homeobox 4
Exons: 3
Coding region: 1-2265 (754 amino acids)
Biological process (GO): regulation of transcription by RNA polymerase II
Cellular component (GO): nucleus; transcription regulator complex
Molecular function (GO): RNA polymerase II cis-regulatory region sequence-specific DNA binding; DNA-binding transcription factor activity, RNA polymerase II-specific
Source: RefSeq, a predicted model, not a curated record
AUGGCGAUCAAGCAAGAGCAGGCGCCGGACAUGCAGGAGCCCGGCCGGGCGGCGAGCCCGGCGGCGGCGGCGCCCUCGCCGUCGCUGGCCGCGGCUUUGGCCGGGGAGAAGGACGCGGCGGCGGCGGCGGCGGAGGUCCUGCUGCAGGCGGAGCUGCUGAGCGGGCCGCCCUCGGCGCCCCCCUCGCCGGCCUCGCCGCCGGCGUCCGGCGCGCUGGCCUUCUCGCCGGAGCAGGUCGCCUGCGUGUGCGAGGCGCUGCAGCAGGGCGGCCACCUGGACCGGCUGGCGCGCUUCCUGUGGUCGCUGCCGCCUGGCGCGCUGCUGCGCGGCGGCGAGAGCCUGCUGAAGGCGCGGGCGCUGGUGGCCUUCCACCAGGGCCUCUUCGGCGAGCUGUACGGCAUCCUGGAGGGCCACAGCUUCGGCGCCGCCAGCCACCCGCUGCUGCAGGAGCUCUGGUACAAGGCGCGCUACGCCGAGGCCGAGCGGGCCCGCGGCCGCCCGCUGGGCGCCGUCGACAAGUACCGCCUGCGCAGGAAGUUCCCGCUGCCGCGCACCAUCUGGGACGGCGAGGAGACGGUCUACUGCUUCAAGGAGAAGUCGCGCAACGCGCUCAAGGAGCUCUACCGCCAGAACCGCUACCCGUCGCCCGCCGAGAAGCGCCACCUGGCCAAGCUCACCGGCCUCUCGCUCACGCAGGUCAGCAACUGGUUCAAGAACCGCCGCCAGCGCGACCGCAACCCGGCCGAGCCGCAGGCCAAGAGCGAGUCAGAUGGUAACCCCAGCACAGAAGACGAGUCCAGCAAGGGACAAGAGGAUUUAUCACCACAUCCCCUCACCAACACGUCUGACAGUGUUGCCAGCUUAAGCCUCCCUAGCCACAUGGAGCACAUCUACAUGCAACAGCUUGGAAACACCAAAAUCUCGUUAAGCUCUUCGGGAGUGUUGUUGAAUGGAAAUGUAGUGUCUGCCAGCCCGUCUCCAGUUUUUCUGAAUGGUACCUCUUUCAUUCAGGGCCCCAAUGGUGUCAUUCUCAAUGGACUCAACAUGGGGGCCUCGCAAACAGUAUCAUUAAAUCAGCCCAAAACGUCUCCUGGCGCGUUGAACAAUGGGGUUCCCAUGAGCGACAUACUUGCAUCUUCUUCCGAAGACGUGAAAGACUUCAAACUCCUUCAGACUUCCAUGUCCAGCUCUGCUGCGUCCUCAACGACCACCACCACGUACAGCCCCAGCUCCGUGCCUGCUUCUUUCCCGGGCUUGAUAUCAAGCAUGGAGGUGAAGAAGGAAGAAAGCGAGGAAGCCAUUGCCUCUCAAGAUGGAGGCUCUGUGGUUACUUUUACGGCCCCCGUCCAGAUAAACCAAUACGGCAUUGUCCAGAUCCCCAGUUCAGCAACAAAUGGCCAGUUACUUAACGGAGGGAUUGGGUUCUCGUCUUUACAGCUGUCUCCCGUUUCAGUGGCCUCUUCCCAAGGCAAUAUUUCAGUAAACCAGAGUUCAUCCGAUGGGGGUACUUUCACCAGCGAAUCUCCAACUGCACAACAAGGGAAGGUGUUUUUCAGCUCUCUUGCUCCCAGCGCAGUGGUGUACACAGUCCCCAACUCAAGCCAGACAAUCGGACCAGUUAAACAGGAAGGACUGCAAACAAGCCUUGUGUUUUCCCAAGUCAUGCCACUUGGUCAGAACAGCCAACUUCAUGAAAGCUUGUCUUCGGACAGCCUGCCCGGUGGAGGCCUUCAGGCGGGAGCCUCCUCGUUAGUAAACGUAACGUUGUCACAUAAUUUUUCUCUAGCACCACCUAAUCUCUUAAAUGCUGAAGAACUCAGCUCCGGCGUGCCCGAGAGUCCACCCCUGCCAUCCCCAGCGACAAGCGGGGCGACCGUCAUUUCCGUCAGCAACGCCAACUAUGCAACGCUUCAAAACUGCCCCCUUGUUGCCAGUCACGAUCUGAUGUCCAUUUCCACGACGCAGACAGCCCUGGGAGGGGUCAGUCCCACAACAAGCAAUCAUACUGAACACCAGUCGGUACAAGUUCACCCCAGCUUCGGCAGAGAACAGCGGCUAAUUCUGCAGUCUCUGCCUCACAUAAAGGAAAACUUCUUAUCUGAUGCUGACAGCAAAUCAGCCAGCAACUUAAUGAUGCUAGAUUCGAAAACCAAAUAUGUUAUGAGCAAUAUGGUUGAUGCAAUCUGUGAAGAGCUGGAAACGGACAAGAAGGAGCUUGCCAAACUCCAGACGGUACAGUUGGAUGAAGAUAUGCAAGACUUGUAAAUGUGUGUGUGGUUUUUUUCCCCUUCCUUUCUCCUUUCAUUUCAAUAGUCCUCCUCCUUACGAGGCCCGAGAAGCACAGAGUGUGUGUCAUCUAGUCAACAUAUGUAUAACGGAGACAACCCUCCAGAAGCACACAUCAAGUAUCCAUAUUUUAAAAUGAAGAGAUCGCCAUUAGCAAAACAAGAUUGCAGGCGUCGUCGUGCAUGCAGUAUAGCUUUGAAUAAUAGUACUCUGUUAGCUUACUUUAAAGGAGGGAAGGGAUCCCUCAGUCAGGCAUGGGAUGGUUUGGUUUACAAGUAUAAUCCAGAUAGUUUCACUAGAUGCACCCAACAUCAGUGUAUUUUUCAGAAGUUAUACCCUCCAAUAUAUAUAUUAUCUCUGUCUGUCUACAUUUUUAAUCCUGCCUUUCCUCCCGGGAGCUCAGAGCGGUGAACACGGUUCUCCUUCCUUACUUUAUUCUCACAACAACCCUGUCAGAUAUGCUACGCUGAGAGGAAGUGACAAGGCUGAGGUCAGUCAGUGAGCUUCCAUGGCAGAAUGAGGGUUAAUUUCAGUCUAAUACUACUACACCGCCAGGGC